UUCAGUUAAAUUAAACAUCUUCCUUGGAUAAUAGGGAGAGGGAUCUUGUUGCGAAUAUUCAACGGGAUCCCUCGCCGGUAGAGGAUCGUUCUCGGUUGGCUGUAUCUUUCUCUGGUAUCGUCGCAUGGCGGUCUGACACACUCACCAAACAAUUUUCUUCUUCAUUUCUAACGUUUUUUAUUCAAGAAAAUCAAAGCUAAGCAUCUCUGUAUUCUGCCUUUGCUCUGUUCUCGUCAUUUUCAUCACACACCAUUCCCUUCCAUUCCCAUGUCUUCCCACGUUUUCUCUUCUCCUCCAGCCCUCUUAAACUCCCUUCUUUACUCUCCCCCCAUUACCUGAGAACCAUUCACUUCUCACAGCCCUUUCUUAUACAAAACCCUUCUCUUCUUUUACAAUCAUGCCAAGACCUUUCUCUUCUGAAGAAAAUCCAUGCCCAUCUCAUUCUCUCAUCUGGGUUCGACACCGUCUCCAUUGCCUCCAAGCUCAUUCGCCUUUACGCCAACUUCAAUGACUUUCCCAGUGCCGUCUCUGUUCUCAACGCUUUCCCAGACCCGGAACCCAUGCUUUGGAACUCCAUCAUCAAGUCCCACUUCGACUCGGGUUUGUUCCUUUCUGCCCUUUUGUUGUAUAAAAACAUGAGGGAGGUGGGAGUUGAGCAUGAUGGUUUCACGUUUCCGAUUCUUAAUCAUGUUAUUAUGUCGAUUUGGGUUGAUGUACUCUAUGCGGAAAUGGUCCAUUGUGUUGGAAUUCGAAUGGGGUUUAUUGCUGAUUUGUAUUUCUGUAAUACCAUGAUGGAGGUUUAUGGGAAAUGUGGGUGUUUGGUUUAUGCUCGUCAUAUGUUUGAUGAAAUGCCUAACAGAGACUUGGUUUCUUGGACCUCGAUGAUUUCGGCGUAUGUUAAUGGUGGUGAUGUUGUUUGUGCUUUGGAUCUUUUUGAGGCAAUGAGGAGGGAGUUGGAGCCAAACUCGGUGACAGCAAUGGUGAUGCUGCAAGCUUGUUGUGCGACUCAAAAUUUUGUUCUGGGAAGGCAGCUUCAAUGUCAUGUGGUUAAGAAUGGUUUAUUGCUUGAUAUAGGUCUGCGGAACUCGUUUUUGCGAAUGUAUAGUCGACUGGGUGGGGAGGAUGAAGUUGGAGUUUUUUUCUCUGAAAUUGAUUGCAAGAAUGUUGUUUCGUGGAAUAUUUUGAUGUCAUUUUAUUCCUCCGUGGGGAAUAUUUUGAAAGUUGUGGAUAUCUUCAAUAAAAUCAUGGGUGAAGUUACACUCAGCAUUGAGACAUUAACCAUACUUAUAUCAGCAACUGCGACAUCUGAUUCCGGGUGUCUGAUACUAGGUGAAAAUCUACAUUCCUUGGCAAUUAAAAGUGGCCUUUAUGAUAGUAUUCUGCAGACUUCGUUGUUGGAUAUGUAUGCCAAGUUUGGGGAGUUGGAAAAUUCAGCUAAGUUGUUUAAGGAAAUCCCUAAUAGGAGCAUCAUUACUUGGGGGGCCAUGAUGUCUAGUUUUAUUCAGAAUGGACACUUCGAUGAGGCAGUUGAGAUCUUCAAGCAAAUGCAAGCUGCUGGCUUGAAACCCAGUGUUGGAGUUUUGAAACACUUAAUUGAUGCUUACGCCUAUUUGGGAGCUCUGCAGUUGGGUAAAGCAAUACAUUGUUACCUUAUCCGAAUCUAUGGAUUGGAGAUAUGUAAUACACACUUAGAAACAUCUCUCCUGAACAUGUAUGGAAGAUGUGGAAGCAUUGCUUCUGCUAGAAAAUGUUUUGACCUGAUCUUAACUAAAGAUGUUGUGGUGUGGACUUCCAUGAUUGACGUAUAUGGUGCUCAUGGACUAGGUAUUGAUGCCCUCAAUCUGUUCCAUCAGAUGAUGAGUGAAGAAGUGGCCCCAAAUAGUGUCACGUUCUUAAGUCUGUUAUCUGCUUGUAGCCACUCUGGCCUUGUAAGCGAGGGCUGUGAAAUCUUUUAUUCAAUGAGAUCAAGCUUCGAUAUUAAGCCUGAUUUAGAGCACUACACUUGUUUUGUUGAUCUUUUGAGUAGAUCAACAAGAGUAAGAGAGGCCUUUGCAAUUAUAUUGAGAAUGACAAAUCUCCGUGAUGGCAGGAUUUGGGGUGCUCUUAUGGGAGCCUGCCGGGUGUAUGGAGACAAUAAAAUCGCGAACUAUGCUGCACACAGGCUUCUUGAAUUAGAACCCGACAAUGUAGGCUAUUAUACUUUGUUGAGCAAUGCACAGGCUAGUGUUGGGCAGUGGCAUGAAGUCGAAAAGUUACGUAGUGUUGUGUAUGAGAAAGAUCUUGUCAAGAAACCAGGUUGGAGCUUCAUCGAGUUAAAUGGAACAAUUCAUGGCUUUGUUUCAGGAGAUAGAUCACACAACAAGACCAAUGAAAUUUAUGAUUUAUUGGUAUAUAUUAAUAGGAUAAAAUAGGGCAGGGGUUCUGUUCGUCUAAGCUACAAUAAGGGUGUCUAAUUAAACCUGGAAUUCUUUUUGCCUUUUGGCAUCUUCACUAUGCCAUAUGAAAGAAGGGAAUAUUGGUUAACCUCCGACAUAACUAUAUAGCAUUCCAUGAGAUCACGAGUGAUUAAAGGACUAGUUGGGAGUGAACAUUUGGACGUCUGAAAGUAAUCAGAAUAAUAAAUAUUGUUUGAAGUUUGAAGCAUGAACAUAUUAAAGGGAGAAGUCUAGUUAGUCAUCAUUGUAAGGUGAUGGUGCUGUAUCUAGCACAACUCUGAAGUUUGGUUUUGGGCACAGGCAAAUAGUAUGAGGUUCUUGGCCUGAGGCAUAGCUUAGGAAGAAACUGGGUCAGGCAGAGCUGAGGUAUCCCUACAUUUACUUUUCUUGGGGGAGGGGGUAAGUUUGACUGAAUUGUCCAUUUCACAUUGGUUGGGGAUCUUGAUCUGUUAGUAGAACAUGUGGGCAGUACAUAUUUCAAAUCUAACCUGUUCAGCCAAGCAUAUCAAAUCCUCCUAGAUUAUCUUGUUCAACUUUGUAGCUCAUCUAUCUUCCUCAAAACAUCUCCAUCGUCCUCAAACACCUCAGCGAACAUCAGUAGUCCAAGUAUUAGAGUUCAGAAGUUGUGUAGAAUCUAUAAAAUUCUGCAGAAAUUAUCAUCUUCAAAAGCUGCUCUCGAUGUCAUUCAUAUGGUAGGCGUGUCUUGAAAAGGUCUCAUCCAUGACAUUUCUAUUUAUUCAAUAUCUAGGCAUCGGUAGUAAUCCCAUGCUUUUAUUUUUUGCCAUGUAUUCACUUUGUCUUCUCGGUAGAGAGAAGAAGGAAGAAGGAAAGCGAUUUCCCAGAUUCAUUUUAUCUUUAGAUUAAAAAAAAGUUAUGAGGGUUUUCCCUCUAAUUUAUCCCCAAGUUUGUUAGAAUGUAAAAAUAUCCACCUCCAUCAGAGUUUCUAACUUGGCUUCUAA
Benincasa hispida (wax gourd) is the source of this 3394-nucleotide messenger RNA. Lineage: Eukaryota; Viridiplantae; Streptophyta; Magnoliopsida; Cucurbitales; Cucurbitaceae. The record is from RefSeq and is a predicted model, not a curated record.